AAAUAUGCAGAGAUAAAGAGCGCACAUAGAAAAUCACGAAGAUGCCGAAGAAAAAGCCAACCCCGGUCGAGGACUUGAUAAUACCUCCGCAGGAUACGAAAAUAUGCGGAACGAUAUGUUUGUGUCAAAUGACUCUAGUGUUGAGUACAGUGGCUAUUGUUUAUUUAACUGUUGCGAUUUAUGUACCGUCGACCAGAGCCAUGAAGUCUGGCAUACUGGAAGACCCAGUUAUGUGCACCACGACACGUGCAGUGCUUGUCGAAAAUUGUGAUUGGGGUUCUUGUGGCGAAUGGUGCUUGAGUAAGACAUCGGGUUCCUGUCUUCAGAUCUACGUGAAUCUUCGACACAACGGGUCUAAUUUGUUUUGGGCGAAUUGUACAAAUGCCGCGAAUAAGACUUGUUACGGUAUAGACCAAGAAAACGCGAAGAAGAGUAGGUGCAUCUCCGACGAAUGCAAAAACUUAACUGGUACCUUCAAUUGUUCCUCGGGGACCUGCAUCAACAUCACAGAUGCCUUCGAAUGCAUAUUCAAAGAAACAGAUCCGCCUCUCAAGUGUUCAGGUAGACGUGGUAAAAUCACCUGCAUCGAUUUAGACGGCUUGUACAGUUGCAACAGAGGAAUAUGCGAAAGAAUUCGCACACCAUAUAAUUGCGAUCGUCGAUGCGUUGAUAUACCAACUAGAAACAAGAAUAUUAUCAUUUUAAGCGGUGACAAAGUGUUUCUAUCGGAAUGUCAGCGUGCUGUUGACCUUGACAGGAACGAGGAGAUUUGGAACGAAUCUCAAGACAAUAUAAUGAUGGCUUCGUGUUAUAACAUACAAAAUACAACUUCCGGUAUCUACGCUGUGGAUUGUGUUAAUGGUUCUACCUUGCCGAAUAACAUCCUGAGCGAUUUGACCAACUUUACGUACUUGAGUUAUCUGAGCAUCUUCAACACCAAGAUCUUGGAUGAGAGGAGGUUGGUAGCUCCUCCUGAACCUGACCUACUCAUCGCGAAUGAGAGCAAGUUGCUCAUCAACCUGGAGGGCUGUGUUAACACCUUAAGGGAUGAGUGUAAGGAGUUCCUGAGGGUGUAUGGUAAGGAUGGAACUGACCACAAUGCGCGGGCAAGGUUUCCUUGUUAUUAUUCUGCCGAUAAUACCGAUAUCGUCGUAGCGAGGUUCAAUUUAGAAACGACUGAGAAGCAGUUUUUGAUUGCUUCUUUGCUGCCAUCCGUGCUCUUCGUUGUAUCGUGUCUAACGUUAAUUUUGUGCCAUAAGGCCGUAGUUGUGGGCGAUGAUGCCAAAAUGCGAUUCAAAGGCUGUGUUCAAUCUGAAGACGACAGUCAUAGUAAAGACGGUAAAAUUAUGACUGACACUGGUGGAGGCAACUCUAUUAUGGCACUUUGAGAUCAAUCACGCAUUCCCCUAUUGCUGGAUCGUGAUUAACUUCGUCCAUCAAAAGGGGGAGAGCAGGAAACCCUAAAAGUAAAGGAAAUAUGGCCGACACUUCGAAAAAGAAAGAAUUAACAGUAAUUUCCGUCGCAGAAUCUGCA
Harmonia axyridis is the source of this 1534-nucleotide messenger RNA. RefSeq lists its product as uncharacterized. The coding region runs from base 42 to 1388 and encodes 448 amino acids. Gene Ontology annotation, biological process: regulation of sodium ion transport. Gene Ontology annotation, molecular function: sodium channel regulator activity. The record is from RefSeq and is a predicted model, not a curated record. The transcript has 2 exons. NCBI's taxonomy places the organism in Eukaryota, Metazoa, Arthropoda, Insecta, Coleoptera, Coccinellidae.